AAAAAAAAAAAAAAAAAAAAAAAAAGCACUUAUUUGGUACACUUAUGUGUAAGCAGGUUACGAGCCUGUCUCAUGUCACUGUUGAAGGGGAUGGGGUGGCGGCGGUGCUAUCACUCCACCAGGAGAGGCGGCCAAUUCGAGGGAUCCCCUGCCUUGAGGCUCCUUCCAACUCGGGAUCGUUCGUAAAAGAACACCCACGACCUUCCUGUGAGAUCCCGCGGAUGACAUUCACAGGAAUAGAAGACGCAAUAUGAGAAGGGGGCACGACUGAAGGCUGGCUCAGUCCUACAACGUGGAAGAUGAGGAGCUGUGGAAACUCCGAUUGAGAUCGCAAAACUGGAACCACCACAGUCAGGGCUGGGAUCAAAGAUACACUUUGCCUUCGCGCGACCAAACGGUCUGAUACUACAGGAAGGAGGGCUGGAGGCGCGUAGAAGGGCCACGCUAGGGCUCCUGGGCGCGCCUCACUCGUCCAGGCGCACACGUACGUACGGACGCACGCGCUCUAGCACCAUCUAGCGGCCCGCGGCCUCCGCCCUAUCCCGUCCCGUCCCACUCGACUCCUUCCUUCUACCCUCCCCUUCCCCCUUUUUUCUUCUCCUUCCCCACCCCACUCCUUUCUUCCCUCCUCCCUCCCCUUCCUUUCCCAUUCCGUCGGAUCUCAGGCCUUUCUCUCUAUUUCACUUUCUCCGCCCCUUCAUACUCAGCUUGUUCUUCCACCUCCUCCUUGCCUCUCUUCCAUCCCUUUCCGCUUCCUUCCCCAAUCGCUUUCUUCUUCAUCCUUCCUCUUUUUACACCUUCUCCGCCUCUUAGUCUUUUCUCCCCUCCCCUUCCGUCUCCUCCCCUCCCUAUAUUGCUCCUCUCCGCCCCUCCUUCUCCAUCCCUCUCUCUGAUUUACUCCUUCCCCCCUCCCUUCCCACCUUCUCUCUUUCCUCCCUCCCUCUUCCUGGCGCUCUCUCCCUCUUUCCCCUCCCUUUCCUCCCCCCUCCCUCCCGGGCUCUCCUCCCCUAAGAUCUCCAGUGCCUGGCGAACGGCGUGUUGCUGCGUCAUCGUCAGGGGCCGGUUUGAAUGAGACUCAAGAGUCGCGCCGGAGCCGCCGCCGCCGCCGCCGGAUCUCCAGCCCAGCCCGAGCCGCUACCGCCGCAGCCGCAGCCUCUCCUGCUCCUCUUCAUUUUCCUUCCCUUCCUCUGUAGCCCCUAGUCCCGGCCUUCCUGUGCCGUUGCUUCCCUCAGCCAUGCCGCUCUUUUCAGUUAAUGUAAAAUGGGGAAAAGAGAAGUUUGAUGGUGUGGAACUGAAUACUGAUGAACCUCCCAUGGUAUUCAAGGCUCAGCUUUUUGCAUUGACUGGAGUCCAACCUGCUAGACAGAAAGUUAUGGUGAAAGGAGGCACUCUGAAGGAUGACGAUUGGGGAAACCUCAAGAUAAAGAGUGGAAUGACUCUGUUAAUGAUGGGAUCAGCAGAUGCUUUGCCUGAGGAACCUGUAGCUAGAACUGUUUUCGUAGAAGACAUGACGGAAGAACAGCUAGCAUCUGCUAUGGAAUUGCCAUGUGGAUUGACAAAUCUUGGUAACACUUGUUACAUGAAUGCUACAGUUCAGUGUAUCCGCUCUGUGCCAGAACUUAAAGAUGCCCUUAAAAGGUAUGCAGGUGCCUUGCGAGCUUCGGGGGAAAUGGCAUCGGCACAAUAUAUCACUGCAGCCCUUAGAGAUUUGUUUGAUUCCAUGGACAAAACUUCCUCCAGUAUACCACCUAUUAUUCUACUGCAGUUUUUGCAUAUGGCUUUCCCACAGUUUGCAGAGAAGGGUGAUCAAGGACAAUAUCUUCAGCAGGAUGCUAAUGAAUGUUGGGUACAAAUGAUGCGAGUGUUGCAACAAAAACUGGAAGCUUUAGAAGGUGAUUCUGUUAUGGAGACAGAAAAUGCAUCAUCAUCUGCAGCCCAAGCACCUACUAAAAAGAAAAGUUUAAUCGAUCAGUUCUUUGGUGUUGAGUUUGAAACUACCAUGAAAUGUACAGAGGCUGAAGAAGAGGAAGCCACCAAAGGGAAAGAAAACCAGCUCCAGCUCAGCUGUUUUAUCAAUCAAGAAGUCAAGUAUCUGUUUACAGGACUUAAAUUGAGACUUCAGGAAGAAAUUACCAAACAGUCUCCAACAUUGCAACGAAAUGCUUUGUACAUAAAAUCUUCCAAGAUUAGCCGAUUGCCUGCUUACCUUACUAUUCAGAUGGUUCGAUUUUUUUACAAAGAGAAGGAAUCUGUGAAUGCCAAAGUUCUUAAGGACGUUAAAUUUCCUCUUAUGUUGGAUGUAUAUGAACUAUGUACACCAGAACUUCAAGAAAAAAUGGUAUCCUUUCGGUCAAAAUUCAAGGAUCUAGAAGACAAAAAAGUAAAUCAACAGCCAAAGACAUUUAGCAAAAGUGGUGGUGCACAGAAAGAAGUUAAAUAUGAGCCAUUUUCUUUUCCUGAUGAUAUUGGCUCUAAUAACUGUGGUUAUUAUGAUUUACAAGCAGUGCUAACACAUCAGGGAAGGUCUAGUUCGUCAGGCCAUUAUGUAUCAUGGGUGAAAAGGAAACAAGAUGAAUGGAUUAAGUUUGAUGAUGAUAAGGUCAGCAUUGUUACACCAGAAGAUAUCUUGCGGUUAUCUGGUGGUGGAGAUUGGCACAUAGCUUAUGUUCUAUUAUAUGGGCCUCGCAGAGUUGAAGUAAUUGAAGAAGAAACUUCACAAUAAUCUUCAUCUUAGCUAUCUGACUAGGUGUGGAAUAAAUGUUGUUCGUUGAUCAUUUCUAAACCCCAGAGCUUUAGAAGAAAUUUUAGGUGGUUCUACAUGGUUUCCCCUCAUGUGGAGCCAAGAGGGUGAAAUCAGACUUGAAAUUUGUUCCAUGUAUUAACAAAACUAAAAACAGGAUACACAGAAAAAAGAGUUUAUCUUUGGACUCUGCUGCCCCUGUAUCAAAGUAGCAAACAGGAAGACUUUUUUUUUUUUAAAGGCUUAUUUCUUGUGUAAUUUUUUAAAAAAUUCUAAAUGGAAAUGCCUUUCAACCACUACCUUCUGUCCUAGUGUUUAAUUUCUCUUUCUGCCUUUUCCAGUCCAAGAUUCAGCAAUCAGAUAUUUAUUGCACACCUAUUAUUCCAUCAUUUGUUGUUAUUCUUGCAUGGUUCAGACCACCAUUCAAUAGCUGCCCAUCCUUUUGCCUUAUCUAACAAAGUUUUGCCAGAAGGUGGAAGGGAGAAUGUUGCCCUUGUUGUGUAACUCAGUGCUGCUGCCCAUAGCCCAUGGAAACAUGGCUACAAUCAAGUAUUUGUCCAGCCUGACCUGCUGACUCAGUCUGUUCUGUUGCUGGCAUUUCAUGACUUCAAAAUAAAUUGUGAUCAAUAACAGUACCUCUAUGAUUAUAGUUUUCUCUGUCUCUAUAGUGUGGUUAUAUAGAUUUUUAUUUAAAUUUUUUGAAAAUUGUUUUAUUUUUCUCUAAAAAGAAAAAGGUGUUUUAGUGAUUCAUCACUUUUCAGAACAUUUGACUCUUGCCCCAUCCACACCCUGAUUGGAAUCAGUUUAAAAAGAAAUAAAUUAGGAAUAUUUCCACAGAAGAUGACUACAAGUAACUGAAGAUGUGAGUUUUCUUGAUUCAGCUAAAGCCGUAAACAUGUAUCUUAAAUUUGUCCUGGCAAUGAUGUACCUUAUACAUUGAUUUUUAUCUUCCAUUUCAGUAAAUUCGAAUUAGCCUAGCCAGUCCUUCACUUAAAAAUGUUUCUUUUGUAACCAAUGAAACUGAUUCCUUAUAUAUAUGUGUUUGUGUGUAUAAAAUUUUAUAUUUCCA
This is a messenger RNA of Antechinus flavipes (yellow-footed antechinus), 3809 nucleotides long. It is a transcript of the gene USP14, whose product is annotated as ubiquitin specific peptidase 14. The coding region runs from base 1235 to 2722 and encodes 495 amino acids. Lineage: Eukaryota; Metazoa; Chordata; Mammalia; Dasyuromorphia; Dasyuridae. The transcript has 16 exons. The record is from RefSeq and is a predicted model, not a curated record. Gene Ontology annotation, molecular function: protein binding; proteasome binding; cysteine-type deubiquitinase activity. Gene Ontology annotation, biological process: regulation of proteasomal protein catabolic process; proteasome-mediated ubiquitin-dependent protein catabolic process; protein deubiquitination.